ACAAAUUUGUGCCUCGAUUAUGAUGCCACCACUCUACGCUCUAAUCUAAUACCUCCUUCCUUAUAAAUACAUUAUAAAUAUACAACGCCCCCAUUUGCAUCUCAAGCAACUUCUCUCCUCCGCCAUCUUCAUCCCAACACACACAACAGAUAUUCAUAUUGAGCAUAACUGUGAUAAAAACUUAGGCCCUUUCCUGGAAUGAAUCCAUUGUUUAUCAAAGAAUUUGGGAGAGAGUUUUGCAGUUCUCUUUAAUGGGCUGCUGCUAUUCAUCUUCAAAGAGAACCAGAACGCCAGGUUAUGAGGAAUCCACCGUUCUUGCAUCUCAGACACCUUGUGAGUAUCAUGAUCCAUCAUUGAAUGUUACUGUUAGUGAAGUAGAAGCUUUGCAUGAGCUCUUCAAGAAGUUGAGCAAUUCCAUUAUUGAAGAUAAUCUUAUUCACAGGGAAGAAUUCCAGCUGGCACUAUUCAGGAACAGAAACAAGAAAAAUCUGUUUGCAGAUAGGAUUUUUGACUUGUUUGAUGUCAAGCGCAAUGGGGUCAUUGAGUUCGGCGAAUUUGUUCAAUCAUUGGGUAUUUUUCACCCAAAUGCACCUUUAGAAGACAAAAUUACUUUUGCUUUUAGGUUGUAUGAUCUGAGGCAGACAGGGUUUAUUGAAAGAGAAGAGUUGAAGGAGAUGGUAUUGGCACUUCUGCACGAGUCGGAUCUUGAGCUUUCAGAUGAUAUGAUUGAAAGCAUUGUGGACAAGACUUUUAGUGAUGCUGAUAUAAAUGGUGAUGGAAAGAUAGAUCAAGAAGAGUGGAAAGCAUUUGUAUCCAAACAUCCAUCCUUGAUAAAGAAUAUGACUCUUCCAUAUCUGAAGGAUAUUACGUUGGCAUUUCCAAGUUUUGUUGUAAGAACAGAAAUUGAAGAGUCGGAUAUGUGAAUUUUGAAGGUUUUGGCUUCAUAAAAAAUGCUAUAUAUACUAUAUACUAGUUUAUAGUAUCUUGGAUUUCGUCUCUUGAUAUUGUUGCUGCCAAGAGAUGACCUUAGCUGCGGUGCUAAAGAAAAGAACAUAAUAUGGUUUCCCCUGCGAAGUGUGUAAACCCGGUUUCGCAAAUGCACAGCUACCAAGUGAAAUUCUCUCUAGUUAGGUAGAUAUACCAAAGGGUACGAGUUAUUCACUUGAAUUGUUCGUUCAAAUUCAAGGUUAGCUUGUACAAGCAUUUUGUGUAUAUAAUAUAUAUGCACACAAGAGAUGAAAGUAGGGUAUGGUAACCCAAAUAUGUGUAACUCGGCCAUCAAUGAUCUCUGUGUUGGAUUUAUGAAUCAUAGAUCAAAAUUAAUAAGCAAUAAACUCUUACAAAAUAGAGUAAUUCUCAAUUCUCUUUAGAACAAAAAACGAAGCAUAAUGGAAUGAUUGACCAUUGGGAACAUUUAAUGAAUCAAUCUAGAUUGGUCUCUAAUAUUUCCUCUAUAGAACAACUUAGGUUUCCUCUUAUAUUUUCUUCUAUGAUGGGGAUGAAAGAAACAUGAAUAAUGAGCAUGCUCAUGACCCUUUUAUGUAAUAUUUGUUGGUAACU
Molecule: messenger RNA, 1560 nt
Organism: Vigna radiata var. radiata (mung bean)
Lineage: Eukaryota; Viridiplantae; Streptophyta; Magnoliopsida; Fabales; Fabaceae
Product: calcineurin B-like protein 4
Exons: 9
Coding region: 252-923 (223 amino acids)
Biological process (GO): calcium-mediated signaling
Molecular function (GO): calcium ion binding; kinase binding
Source: RefSeq, a predicted model, not a curated record